Messenger RNA from Paramormyrops kingsleyae, 1353 nucleotides. RefSeq lists its product as uncharacterized. NCBI's taxonomy places the organism in Eukaryota, Metazoa, Chordata, Actinopteri, Osteoglossiformes, Mormyridae. Gene Ontology annotation, cellular component: plasma membrane. The record is from RefSeq and is a predicted model, not a curated record. Gene Ontology annotation, biological process: positive regulation of JNK cascade; positive regulation of canonical NF-kappaB signal transduction. Gene Ontology annotation, molecular function: protein binding; signaling receptor activity.
GCUGUAACUCUACAUUAUAUAAUAAAUUAAUGGAUGCGUGUUUUCCUUUCCAGCCCGGCGCCGUGGGUUGGAUCCGCUCCCAUGAAUCUGGGCGUCUUUGUCGUACUCCUAAUGGCAGGCCAUGCCCUGGGCGUAGCUGAGUCCGGCUGUGAUCAGGCUCAGUUCUUGCAUGCCAGCGGCACCUGUAUGGACUGCCCCACAUGCGGACCAGGACAGCAGCUCUCAGAGGACUGUGGAUAUGGUGAUGGUGGGGGUGGGCACUGCGAGGCAUGUGAUGAGGGGGAGUUCAGUGCCGAUACGGGCCUCGCCCCCUGCUGGCAGUGCACAGAGUGCACCCUGCUGAACCGUAUGGAGCAAAAGCCCUGCACCCCCACCAGCAACGCGGUUUGCGGCCCCUGCUUGAAGGGGUUUUAUGAGCUGAAGAGGAAGAACAGAGUGAUGGAGCCGCUCUGCAUGCCUUGCCUCAGCGCCUUUGGCGGGGUCCGGAGAGAUUGCCUGCCCCCUGCCCCCAGGGCAGAUACGGCAGGGGUGGAGCCAGUUGCGGCUUCAGUUGCUGUGAUUGGCUCAUCAUCUGCUGCCACCGCCUUCUUCCUAGUGCUGUUGCUGUGGGUGUUGCUGUUGACAGUGGAGAGACUCAAUAAAAGGUUCAAGCUUGUCUCACGGCCCAGAGGGUUGAAUGCUGGAUCUCUGAGAACGCUCCUUCCAUGUGCCAUGCCCCGCACCACGCCCAGUGCCACACCCGUAGCCUGUGGCAUGACUGAGGAGGAAUUAGAGCAGCAGAAUCCAUGUGACACCUCCAGGAGAACUCUCCUGAACCAAGAGGAAGACGUACACACCCCUGCUAUUGUCAUUAAUGUCACCACGAACAUCAAGCCUGUCAGUCAAGGCCAGGGUGAAGACUGUGAAUGGGAGAGGCCAGAGGAAAGCCCGUGGUGCUUGAAGGAGAUGCAGAAGAAGCUACAGGAAAUUUCUGCAAUGACUGCAGGUCAAAUGCUGGAGGAGCUGGAUUAUGACACUGUGCAUGAGAUGUCCCUGCUGAUUGACGCUGGGCGCCGCCGGAGCGGCCUUAGAAGGCUGGGCCGUGCCCUUGGGGUAUCGCCUGAGGUACUGGCCAAUGUCUGUGGCUUCCAGGAGUUGUUCCAGUAUCUGAGCACCUCAACCAGUACUCUGCUGCCUCAGCUGGCAGAGGCCAUCGCCUCUCUGCCCCGCCCCGACCUUGUGGCCAGGAUGCACCAGUGCCUACUGGCAAGGAACGGCCUACAACCCCAGGGGGUGCAGGACGGAGGCUCCCCGCCACCCAAGGAUGAAGGUGUCCUGGGGCCCUCAGCCUUGACACGUCCGCCAGAUACCUGA